This is a messenger RNA of Naegleria fowleri, 1680 nucleotides long. RefSeq lists its product as uncharacterized. NCBI's taxonomy places the organism in Eukaryota, Heterolobosea, Eutetramitea, Acrasida, Naegleriidae. The transcript has a single exon. The record is from RefSeq and is a predicted model, not a curated record. The coding region runs from base 1 to 1680 and encodes 559 amino acids.
AUGACCACCAAUUUAUGGUUCCUUCUCGAUUUUGACAUGACUCUCGACAACAAUUCCUCCUCCUCCUACUCUCCCAUCACAAAAACCAACGUGACUGAAUGUCAUCCAGAUCUUUUUCUUCUCAAUUCCACCUCUCGAGAAUUAUUUCCCAUAAUUGAAUAUGACAUUUGUCCUGACACGUAUGUUUCCUUUUCCAUCAUGCUUGUGUUCGUCAUUCUGUAUGGUGUCAUGAUCGCAGUGGCAGGUGUAGGAUUAAUUUGGAAAAGACAUUCAGGACACAUCAUGGCUCGAAAUUUGGGACAUUUAUUCACAAUCAUGAUUUCUGGAUUUUUAUUUGUGUUUAUGUUUUGCAUAAGAAUUGUCAUUGGAAGGAAAAUCUUUCCAUGUGCUGUCUAUUCAUUGUGUUUCUUUGUGAGUGGUCCUGUGGUGACCAUGCCAACGACGUGUCGAUGUCUGAAAUUGUUUUUUGAAUAUCGAUUGAAUUUAUUCAAGAUGAAAUUGUUUGGAGAUGAAUCAUCUUUUAAAGUGCAACAAUCAUUUGUUGCAACAUCAAUGAAUUUAUCAACGAAGGAAACGCAAGAGGGAGGUGAAAAAGAACUGGGUGCAAUUUCAAACAAAAAUCAUCAGGUGUCAGAUGUCACUAAAAUUGAUUCCUCUCAGAGUACAUCCUCUUCAAGCAUUUCAAAUUUAUUUAAAUCAACCUCUGCAGGACAAUGUUCUGACUUGGUCGAUGAAGAUUUACUUCCCAUGAAAAAACUGGCCACUCCUCGAGAGUUGAGAAUUCUCAAAUUUUUUCAAUUUAUGGUCAGUUACAAAUUUGUAGCCGUUGCAUUCAUUGCAAUCUUUUUACUUCAAAUCGCGAUAUGGCUUAUUGUAGGAAGUGCUGAUGAAAUUGUUUAUGCUGUCAAAGGAGAACGAUCUCUGGUGGCUUCUGGAUUUUUUGAAUUUCGACAUGGAUGUAUUGUGACCUAUAGUGUGUUGAUCAUUAUUUUAGUGGAAGCAAUUGUACAUAUUUCACUUGAGGUGGUUGCAUUGAUUUUGUGUUUCAUUUCAGAUCGAGAUACAUGGAAUAUCAAAAAGGAGACUCUGGUUGCUGUCAUUUGUCAAAUUUUUGCAAUUACUGGAUUUGUUGUUGCUGGGUAUAUUCCUAUUGUGGCUACCUUAACAGAUUAUUUUGUACCAUAUUUAUUGAGCCUUGUUGGAUAUAUUGCAUUGGACGUUAUCAUUUGCGUCUUGCUUCCAAUUUUCUAUGCAAUUCGAGCCGAAUAUUUAUUGGAACGAAAAGACAUGACACUCUCUGACAGUAGUGUUGAAAUUGUUUUGAAACACAAGAAAGCAUAUCCCAUCAUGCUCGAUUUUGCAAGAAGAAGUUAUUGUCCAGAAGCAGUUUUAUGUUGGUCAGAUAUUCAACGAUUUAAAAAGACUGUCAAUAAGGAAAAGAGAAAAGAAAUGGCUCAAUUCAUUAUUGAUACAUAUGUGACCAUAAGUUCGCCAUUGGAAAUUAAUAUUCCAAAUAUUGCCAAGACGCAUCAAGAAUUGAAUGAAAAAUUGAAAGCGAAUCAAGUCGUGGUGGAUAUGUUUCAACAAAUUGAAAUAUUUUGCAUUCAGGAUUUGAAUGAAGUGUUGCAUCGAUUGUCUGCUUCUAACAAGUUUAUAGCAUCUCUAAUUGAAACUAGAUAA